CAGUUAACCACACUACCUGCGGGUUGAUUAAUACCACAAUGGCCCUAGACUCCAAGGUUAAUAAUCAAAAUCGGACAAGCCCAUCCUGCGAGCCCGACGACAAAGACAACUAUUCCACCGAAGACGAAGAGGAAGUACUAUUCGAGCUAGACGAAGAAGCCAUGGCACAACUCCCACACAACCUUCAAGGUAUCAUGCGCCGAAUCCACCUCGAGCGACUACAGCGACUGAGAAUAGAGCAGCCAAAUGGACGGUUCCGCAGACAGCACAAGACUACAAGGCCGUCGCGACGGUAUGCGACUGCGCCGUCUCGACUCCCACCCUCCCAACCGUGGGCAUUUCCGAGUAGCUACCGUGGAAUGCAAACCCGAGGGUUUCCCAGGCUAGUUGAUAUGACAUGGUGCAGGUGUGCAGUUUGCCGGAGCGUGCGGGCCAUAGACAACAAGUGCGAUGUGCGUGCUCUUUACGGGUCUGGGUUGAGCGGCAUGGCGAACUUUAGCAAUGCAACACUUCCGGAUUAUACGGGUGCAUCGAGAUUAGAUACUACAGCACAGAUCGGUGAGAAUAGACGUCGGAGUGAGCCUCUGUUGCAGAAAUUACGAUCGAGCGGUACGCAUCAUGGAUACGAAGCAGACGAAGAUGAGAAAACGUGGCGGCAGAAGGAGAAUCUCUACUCCAAGUUCUGCAAGAAACGCACGUCCACUAUGUGGAGCCUGCGCAAUCGAAUGUCCAGGGGGUUUCAUACAAUGAACAAGAUAUUCAGGAGGUGAUUUAUUGAUGAUGCGCAGGUCAUUCUGGCGGGUUGGUUGGGAACCCCUGGGAGGCGGGGGAGCCAUCGGGAAACGGAUACGGAUCACUUGGGAGUAGCUGCUCUUUUAUGGUGAAAUGCUAAUUCUAG
This is a messenger RNA of Aspergillus campestris IBT 28561, 898 nucleotides long. RefSeq lists its product as uncharacterized. Lineage: Eukaryota; Fungi; Ascomycota; Eurotiomycetes; Eurotiales; Aspergillaceae. The transcript has a single exon. The record is from RefSeq and is a predicted model, not a curated record. The coding region runs from base 39 to 770 and encodes 243 amino acids.